This is a messenger RNA of Sesamum indicum (sesame), 692 nucleotides long. Lineage: Eukaryota; Viridiplantae; Streptophyta; Magnoliopsida; Lamiales; Pedaliaceae. The record is from RefSeq and is a predicted model, not a curated record.
UCUACCUCUCUCCAAAAUCAUGGCCCUGAAACCUCUCGUGAUUCUUGUCUUUGUUGGUGCGAUGGCAUUAAUGUCAGUUGCAGAGGCACAAAAUACAGUUGGAAUAGUGCACGUCAAUGGGACUUUGUAUUGCACCGCAGAUGGCAGUCCUGGCCCCAAUGAGACUGCAACCCCUGUUUUCUCGAAUGCUGCGGUUCAAGUUGCCUGCUCCAACGACGUGGUGUUCAACUCACCUUCAAACGCCACAUCCAAUGGUAAUGGUGUGUAUCUGGUGGUGCUGCUUCCUCGGCCCAGUCCCAGUAUUGUGGCUUCAGUUGUCUCCAAUUGCCGCCUCUUUGUUCGAACGCCCUUGUCCACCUGCAACCCUUCCCUGCCAUCAGCUGCCCUGGUAUCCAGCUUGAGGUUCGUUAGGAGCGUGCAAGUUGGGUUUGCGUGGAUCACCUACAUGGUUGCCACAGGUUUCACACUGCAAGCCUGAUUUCAUGGUCCAUAUAUUGUUAUUACAUCAAAAGUAGAUGAUCCUGAGAAUAAAAGGAUGCUAUUGUGUUAAUUUGUAUAUAGUAAUGUAGUGUCACUGCUUUAUUGUGUUAGUAACUGAUGUUGUAAUGUUGAGUUAAUGUUUUGUAUAAUGUUCGAUUCAUACAGAUUUUGUAUAUUUUGGUUUUGAUAAUUCGAAUUUAUUGCUGUAUCAA